Molecule: messenger RNA, 2459 nt
Organism: Drosophila busckii
Lineage: Eukaryota; Metazoa; Arthropoda; Insecta; Diptera; Drosophilidae
Exons: 7
Coding region: 307-2157 (616 amino acids)
Biological process (GO): regulation of transcription by RNA polymerase II
Cellular component (GO): nucleus
Molecular function (GO): DNA binding; protein binding
Source: RefSeq, a predicted model, not a curated record
GGUUGUGCCGGAUUUUGUGCGGGUUAUUUUGCUUUAAAAACGUAUCGACUGUUGCCGGUUAAAGUAAGGCAUUGAGAACAAUUACUUAAUUACAAGUGUUUUUAUUGUUACGCGAACGUGAACAGCAAUAAGUGCACGCUACCAAAAUGUAUGAAUGAAGACCAGUCGACGAAGAUUUUGUCGUUCUGAGUUUUUGGGCUAGAAAUACUUUUGAGCUGAGAGAAAUAACAAUAAUAAUAACACUGCGAAAAGCCAUAAAGCAGGAUCUGAAGCACACAGAGUCUCGAGUCUCAGCCGGCAGACAAGAUGUUACCGCAGCAGUACUGCCUGCGCUGGAAAUACCAUCACAGCAAUCUGCAGACAAUGUUCUCGCAGUUGCUGGACCGUGGUUGCUUCUGUGAUGUGACCCUCGCAUGCGAGGGGCAAUUGAUAAGAGCGCAUCGCGUUGUGCUUUGCGCCUGCAGCACUUUUUUCGAUUCGGUGCUCUCGAAUUAUGCCAGUGAACGAGAUCCGAUAAUCAUAAUGAAGGAUGUGACAUUUGCUGAGGUUAAAUGCCUAAUCGAGUUUAUGUACAAGGGCGAGAUUAAUGUGGAGCAUGCCAGCUUGCCGUCGCUGCUGAAAACUGCAGAUGAUCUGAAGAUCAAGGGCUUGGCUGAGGUCACAUGGCGCGACGAUGAGGACGGACCGCCGCCGCCAGUGCCAGCGGCUGAGUUUCAUUCACCAGCGCGCAGUCUGGCCGAGAGCUAUGCCCAGGACAUGCUGCAGCAGCAGCAGCAGCAGCAGCAUCAGCAGGCGCAGCCCAGACACAGCACAGAGCGCGCCGAGGACAACGUGCUGAGUCGUCUGCCAGCGUUGACGCCGCUGCCUGCGGCCGUCGUGGACUGCGCUGCGCCCGUCGUCGAUGCGUACUUGGGACCGAAGCGCAAGCGUGGACGUCCGCCCUUGGAUGAUACCUACGAUGUUUUCAAUGUGCGCAAGCUGGCACAAUAUGCAGCCAAUCUGGAGCCAGCACAGCGCGCCUAUCUGGAGUCGGCGCGUGCCUAUGUGGAUGAGCCUGUGGGAAGUGUGGCGCUGGGUUCGCCGCCAGCGGCUUGUCCGCCCAAGCAGCGACAGCGCUUGCGUCAAACAGAGGAUUGCCAGUCAGAGGAUUGGCAGGAGCAGCAGCCAGCGCCACAGCAGCGUCAGCUGAGUCCCAAGCCAGGCGCGCUAGACAUAAAGCCAGAGCUGGAGCAGGCAGCGGUUGCGCGUGCAUUGCCACUGACUAGUGCAGCCAAGAAGUCCAGCGAGAAAUGCAGUGAGCGACGUGAGCGUCAUGGCAAGCUGCGUCAUGCUACGCGUCGUCUCUACGCUGAGCGUGAGCGUUCGGCAGAAAAGGCGCUGGCCGCCGCGCAAGAGCAGCUGGCGGAGCAGCAGCGCGCGCUGCCGCAAACUGUUGAGGAAAUUGAGAAUGAGCAUCUGUUGGCCAAUCGCGCCGAGUCGCCAAAUGCAGCACGCGCUCUAGCCUUGCUGCCCAGCAGCUUUGCUGCCAAGUUUGCAUCGCCUGGUGAAGCCAACGAGGCUGGCUAUAUGCUCAACGAGCAUGGCAUGAUGAUGGCGCAUGACUUUGCGCCCAGCGUGGUGGCUGCUGCUGCCGCAGCUGCUGCUGUGGUGCAUGCCAGCAAUGGUGGCAAUCCAACUGUUGCUGCUGCUGAGCCUGCUGUUGAUUAUGCUGAGGUUAAGCUUGAGGAUUAUGAUGCUGCCGAGCUGCGUUUGACCAACGAAGAGUUGUCCGAGUGGCAGGAUGUUAUCAAAAUGGAUGACUAUUUGGCCAAAGGCAGACGCCCGCAGUUCUGGGAGGAGCCGUUUACCAAGCGUGUACUUGAUGCCAUUAAGAACAAAAGACUUGAAAUGAAGAAAGCUGCUCGCAUUUUGGGCGUCUCUUAUGGCACGCUCUAUGGACGCUAUCGUGAGGUCUACGGCUGUCUCAAGCAUCCCUAUAGCGGCACCAGUUUUCGCAACUCCAUUGGUCUAAGCGCCUCCUCGCCUGCCACUCAGCUGGCCGUGCAGUCGCGCUUUGAUCUGAGCUUUCGCAGUAGCAAUGUGCUGCCCACACAGCUGGAGCUCAGCAAACUGCGGCAGAAGGACCUGAGCGAGCUGUGGACACGCCCGCAAAUUUGAAAAAAAAACCAACGAAAAUGUUGCAAAAUCUCAAAAAUCAACCCAGAUUAAUAUAAUAAUUCUUUUUUUUUUUUUUUAAGUACAUACCCAUUGUAUUUAUUGCACUUGCCACAUGUGGGGCAAGCGUUUGUACGCAGCAAACGAUUAUGAAAAGACAGUUUAGCUACUUAAGUUAAGUGUGAGGCUAGUUUGAGUUGAGUUAGUUUAAUCAAACUACAAAAGCAAAAAAAAAGAAAUUGAAAAAGAAAAACAAAAAAUUGAACAAGCUGUGUUUUUGAUUUACAUGCUUCAUGUUAUUUACU